AUGGCAACUUCAAGUCUCAGCAAGCUAGGGAAGCCACCGAUGGACGCCGAAUUGGCACGACUACUCAGCCAAGUCACAUUUCCUCAAAUUGAACAUGUUACCCCUGAAGUGGUCAAGAUGAUGAGAUUGGCGACUGCAACCCCUUCUACUUACCUAGACAACUUGAAAACCAGAGGGAUCUCUCACACCGAGGUCAAAAUAUACAGCGGCGACGGAAGCAACCACGAAAUCGUCCUCUCAAUUCUUCAAAACGAAACCAAAGAUACCAAGCUACGGCCUUGUAUCUACUGGAUGCAUGGAGGUGGUUUCCACUGGGGCGAUCGGUUACAUACCACCGAGUAUGCUGUUGAUCUCAUCCUCGAAUGUGACGCUGUUGCUGUGAGCGCAGAGUAUCGUCUGGCGCCGGAACAUUCUUACUCGACAUCGUUGGAAGACUGCUACGCCGGGCUGAAAUGGAUCAGCGAGCAUGCCAAAGAAUUCGGAAUUGAUGAGAAGCAUCUUAUGAUCGGUGGAACGUCAGCGGGAGGAGCACUUGCCGCCUCGACAGCAUCUCUGUGUCUCGAACGUGACGGGCCACGUAUAUGUGCUCAAAUGCUGGUCUGUCCUGCUUUGGAUGAUUGUUUUGAGACUGUAUCAAGUCAUCAAUUCUUGGAGGUUUCUGACUUCUUCCCUCGCGCGAUUAUGGAAGAAGUGUGUGUAGCCACAUUGAAGGACAGGACCCAAGGUUCCGGAGCUGUUAGUAUGCUGGCAGGACGGCUCGAGGAUCAUAGCGGUCUCCCGAUGACUUAUAUUGAUGUCGGAUCCGCCGAAGUAUUGAGAGAUGAUGCUAUAGCAUACUCUUCAAAGCUGUGGGCAAGUGGUGUGUCGGCGGAGCUUCAUGUGUGGCCCGGCGCUUUUCAUGGAUUUGAUCUGUUUCUUCCAGAAGCAGCUCUCUCACGUACCGCCAGAAGGACCAAGAUUGAUUGGGCGAAGAGAGUGUUCGGAGCUGAUAAAUAG
Molecule: messenger RNA, 996 nt
Organism: Glarea lozoyensis ATCC 20868
Lineage: Eukaryota; Fungi; Ascomycota; Leotiomycetes; Helotiales; Helotiaceae
Product: alpha/beta-Hydrolase
Exons: 1
Coding region: 1-996 (331 amino acids)
Molecular function (GO): hydrolase activity
Source: RefSeq, a predicted model, not a curated record